AUGAGGUUCAAGGCGCGUCGAGACCCGGACGGCCAGGACGAGAAUCCCUACUUCGACCCGCGCGUCACACACCCUUCCUCUGGAUUAGUCCCCUCUAGGAGCGCUCCUCAGUCUCAUCAUCAACCUCAAGCCCAGCCCCAGUCUCAGCAUGCAGCAGCGAGUGGUACAGAACCCAGCACGCCGGCGCGUGAGCGCCCUCCCCCUCUGACAAGACCGUCUGCCUCCAGCAGCCGUGGUGGCCAAUUAGGUCGCCAGCAGUCAUCGAUCGGCCUCAGAAGACUGCGCGCUCCGUCACUGCCCACUGGCACUGCCCCCGUCGCAACAGACUGGCAACAGCCGAACCGUGAGCCACCAGCCGGUGAUGGUCAGAACGACGACACCCAGGGCACAGGUGGCCGGAGACGCUCUAGCUCCGACCCCCAACGUCCGACCUGGCUCACCGACCCAUCCCACAAUGGCCAGGGCCAGAGUGCUGUGCGCCACUUGCCUUCUGUCCCCGAGCUAUCAGAGAGUGGACCAAGCGCCGGGCGCGCCAGUCGAAAAGGCUCAAUGCUCUUCCGGCCAUGGAAGCAUAACCAACAGCAGAAAGCACAGCCGCAGUCAGCACAAGAUGCCGAGUACGAUACUAGGAUCGUUGAUCUUCUCGAUGUCCUCGAUCCUGAGGUGUCCACAUUGACUUCCAUCACCAAUGUUCAGAACUCACUGUUCAUCCCCUCGCUGGGGCGAUGGGUCAACAGGCGCCCAACUUACGACGUCUCUGAUAUGCGGGCCCCCGCGGCUGGGAAAUCACGAGAGGAAGUUGCGGAACAGCAACGACCCCCUUCACAUGCAGAGGAGCAACGUCCCGGCUCGGUCCGUGCUUACAGCAUCUCCUCCAACCUCGACAACGACCACUAUGCCGUCCUUCCACAUGGAGAAUCCUUGGAGGGAUGGAGCCAGGAAGAAGUCGAGAUGCUCAACGACCACGUCAGACACAUGUUGCAUUCACGGCGGUCCAAGUUCAAGCGCAGCCUGAAGGGGUUUGGGAGAUAUGUCAGCCGGCCUCUGGGCUUUUUUGUCACCCUUUACGCUACGCUCAUCACCCUAUUCGGCCUCGCAUGGGUUCUCUUUCUUAUCGGAUGGAUCUCUAUAGGAUCCAAACAAAGCUACCUCAUCAACAUCAUUGACUAUACUCUUGUUGCCCUCUUCGCAAUCAUGGGCGAUGGACUGGCCCCAUUCCGCGCGGUGGAUACAUAUCACAUGGCCUAUAUCGCACAUUACCAUCGUUUGAGCCUCAAACUGCGGCAGAAGCUGCUUCUUCCCAAGCUCCGGGACCCUAAUGACUUGCCUACCGACCCGGUCAUCCCAGACGUUGAAGCCGCGGCCGCUCACAAUGACCUCGCGGAUGUGGCACCCGGCAACGACUUUGCUGUCCUCUCUCCCAAACAGCAGGAGACGCUCGUGCAUCACCAGACUAAGUACGCCAAGUCGCACACAUUCUACAAACCACACGAGACGGAGACCCACUUCGCGUUUCCCCUCAACCUGAUGAUCACCAUCACGACCCUCCUCGACGUCCACAGCUGCCUGCAGAUCUCACUAGGAGCCUGUACAUAUGGCAUCAGACCCGAAAAUCGCCCGUUCGCGUUGACAACAGUCAUCCUGUGCUGUUCCAUCACGGUCAACGCGACCGCGGGCCUGCUCAUCUGGAUCGGGGACCGGCAAACGCGGAAGAAGGAUGUCAUCGAGCGGAUGACCAGACAGGAGAUGACCGAAGAGGCCAUGCAUGAGGUGCAGAAGAAGAAGAAAAAGGAGAUGGAGGCCGCCAGGUCGUCGAGCGAGGAGAAGGUCAACGGCGACGGUGGGUGGAGGGAGAGCCUGUCCCUCCCGAGGCUGAGCCUGGACAAGUUCGGAAACGCAAACAAGAAGGGAGAGAGCUCCGCGGCUCUGGAGAAGAAGGACCAGAGCCCCCAGGAGGCAGAGGGAGGACUGAAUACGCAUACUUAG
Messenger RNA from Diaporthe amygdali, 1986 nucleotides. RefSeq lists its product as uncharacterized. The record is from RefSeq and is a predicted model, not a curated record. The transcript has 2 exons. NCBI's taxonomy places the organism in Eukaryota, Fungi, Ascomycota, Sordariomycetes, Diaporthales, Diaporthaceae. The coding region runs from base 1 to 1986 and encodes 661 amino acids.